UGCUCCCAACCUGCCCGGUGGGGCCGGCAGCGAGCCAGGCACCAGCUUCUGCUGGUGUUCUUCCUCCUCCUCCUCGUCCUCCCCCCAGAUGUUGCGGGUCCCGCUGGGGUUGGGCAGCAUCUGCUGUGCCGGACGGACGUGUCCGUCUGUCGGCGCGGGGAGGUGGGUGUUCAUCUCCACAGCAACCGCCGGCUGACGAGCGGCGGUGCUCCGCGCCAGGUGCGCGCUCUGUGUAUUUUCAGAGACGGAGCGUAAAUAUUGUUAAAAGUUGGUUCCCAUCUGAAAUGGCUCCUGGCCGGGGCUGGAAGCCCGCGGCGCGGUGCGGCCCUGCCCGGCAGCAGCACGGAGCUGCCUGCAGCGGAGGCGCUGGCUUGGAGGAGGCCGCUGGACGGCCUCUGUCCAGAGCUCUCCUCCGCCGCCAGCAGCCCUGCUUCGCCCUUGGGUUUGCUGCCGUGAGGAAGAUACUUGGCUGUUGAUUGUAAUUUCAUUAUGUCACAAGGGCCAAACAUGCCUCUUGAUAAUAAAAGGCAAAGCGGAGCAGCAGUAAUUUCCCCCCUUCUCCCAGAAAACAAACAUUUCCUAGUGAUUUGAAUCCUGCGGUUCACGUUGCUGGGGAGUAGGAAGGUGCCAUCCCUGUAGUCCCUUGGCUUUUAGAUCUUAAGUCUUGUAAGGGCUGAGUUAUUCUGGUGCCUUUGAUGGGAGUUGAUGCUGGAGCAGCCGAUGCAUUUAGCAGCUCUGCUAAGAGGUUUUCUCCCAUCCUCCCCACACCCCGUAUCUGGGAAAGUUGAGCCUUCGCGGCCUGCAGCACGUUAGCUCUCAGUAAAUGUUUGUUUUGAUGGCACAAGCAAACCUGUGGAGAGCCAGUCCCUGCCUGGGGGGAGCAGUCACGCUCCAGGAGCGGCUCCUGACCCCACGGCGUCCCCACAGCACCUCGGGGCCACCGCAGGACCCCGCCGAGCGAGGUGCCCAACGUGCCUUGGGCUGGCGUCGGGCUCGUGGCCGUGCUCGCCUGGCUCCGAAAUGGCUGGGGUCGGUGGCAGGGGUUUUAACCCUCCUCUCUCCACUGCCUUGCACAAACAGCACGAUGCUCGGCAGAGAAUUCAGAGCGUGCACUUAAAUGCUCACCGUAACAUGGUGGUGAGGUGCUUGACCGCACUAGGUGGGAUCGCCAGGUUUCCUGAGUGGCUGUGGUGUCUGGUGAUGGGCUGAUAGUUUUUGGAUUCCCUGUCCCCAAAGAAGGGAGCUGAGCAGGGCGUACAGGUGCAGCCAGCUGAGUUGAGGUCAGGUGCGUGUCAUUUGGGAUCGUUCAUCAAGGUAUUUUUGUUGAGAUAUUGCGUGAUGGGAAAGCGUGCUAGAAGGCCUGGAGGCCAGCUCAGGAGGCCAAGUGGGGGGAGUGCUCGGAGCACAGAGCUGCUCGGUGUCACAGGCUUGUGGGUUACAGGGCUCGCUGCUCAGAGCUGUUCCUGCAGGUUGAAGGCGUUCUGAAUGCAGGCUGUGCACAGCAGCUUGCGUGUUUCACCUGUACCUCUUGUGUUGCAGAAGCUGGGACACCCCAGAAGCAGAGCAGAAGGGUUGCCCCUGAGGUGCUUCGGUGCCGAUAAGUUCCUGCAUCCAGCUGCUGAGACGACACGAUGAGGCCGUCGCUCUCCUUAGGUCCCAGCCGUACCGGGUGCAAUGAGCGCUCCGUGCCGGCCCUGCCAUGGAAGGCUGUGACUCGCCCGUCAUCCCCGGGAAGGACAAUGGGUGCGGCAUCCCUCAGCACCAGCAAUGGACUGAUCUCAACAGCACCCACCUCCCGGACACGGCCGGCAGCAUGGAGCAGCCCGCGGCGGAGAGCCGCGGACCCCUGGACAGCCUGAGGGUUCCUUUCCCUGAGCGCGUCCCUGAGAGCAGCGCCGCGGCCGGCCCCGGCACCGAGCCCGCCGGCAAGGAGGUGAGCUGCGGCCAGUGCGCGGCCUCCUUCGCUGGCCUCCAGAGCUACAUGGAGCACCGCUGCGCCGGCGCCCGCCCGCCCCCGCCUCUGAGGGGGGAGAGCGGGAGCGAGAGCAGUGAGGAUGGGGACGAGGAGAGCGAUGUGGAGAACCUGGCCGGUGAGAUCGUCUACCAGCCGGAUGGCUCGGCCUACAUCGUGGAGAGCCUCAGCCAGCUGGUGCAGAGUGGGGGCGCUUGUGGCAGUGGCAGCGGGGCUCUCCCCUCGCUGCUCCCGAACUCUCUCUCCAAGCAGGGAGAGCCCUCCGCCGCUGCCCCCGUCUACCCACAGAUCAUCAACACCUUCCACAUAGCCUCAUCCUUCGGGAAGUGGUUUGAGGGCUCAGACCAGGCCUUCCCGAAUACCUCAGCCCUGGCGGGCAUCAGCCCCGUCCUGCACAGCUUCCGCGUCUUCGAUGUGCGACACAAAAGCAACAAGGAUUACCUGAACAGCGAUGGUUCUGCCAAAAGCUCCUGCGUAUCCAAAGAUGUUCCCAACAAUGUGGACCUGUCCAAAUUCGAUGGCUUUGUGCUCUACGGGAAGAGGAAGCCCAUCCUGAUGUGUUUCUUGUGCAAGCUCUCCUUUGGGUAUGUCCGCUCAUUCGUGACCCACGCGGUGCACGACCACCGAAUGACUCUGAGUGAGGAGGAGCGGAAAAUUCUUAGCAAUAAGAACAUCUCCGCUAUCAUCCAAGGGAUAGGCAAAGACAAGGAACCCCUUGUCAGCUUUCUGGAACCAAAAAACAAAACCUUUCAGCACCCUCUUGUUUCCACAGCUAACCUCAUAGGCCCUGGACACAGUUUUUAUGGUAAAUUCAGUGGCAUUCGUAUGGAAGGCGAGCAGGCCCUCCAGGCUGGGCCAGCCGGCGGAGCGGAGCCGCCGCCGUCAGGUGUCCUGGCCCCUGGUACGCUCCUCAACCUGGGUGGGCUGACCAGCUCGGCUCUGAAGACUCCAAUUACCUCAGUCCCCCUGGGCCCGCUGGCUUCCAGUCCCACCAAAUCCUCAGAGGGGAAGGACCCUGGGGUGGCAGAGGGGGAGAAGCAAGAAGGGGGUGACCAGGACAGCCUUUCAGAGAAGGCAGAGCCAGUUGAAGAGGUAGAAGAGGAAGAAGAGGAGGAGGUGGAGGAGGAGGAGGAGGAAGAGGAGGAGGAGGAAGAGGAAGAAGAUGAGGAUGAUGAGGGUUGCAAAGGACUGUUUCCAAGCGAGUUGGAGGAUGAACUGGAGGACAGGCCCCAGGAGGACUCUGGGGCUGUGGCAGGCGGCAGCAGCAGCAGCAGCAGCAAAAAGGACCUUGCUCUCUCAAACCAAAGCAUUUCUAACUCUCCCUUAAUGCCUAACGUGCUCCAGACCCUGUCGCGGGGCACAGCUUCUACUAGUUCUAAUUCUGCUUCUUCCUUUGUCUUUGAUGGUGCAAACAGGAGGAAUCACUUAAGCUUUAACAAUGAGGGCGGUGGAGCCAACGUGGCAGAGGGCAGCAGGAGGCUGGACUUUAUCGAUGAAAGUGCCAAUAAAGACAAUGCCACAGCACCAGAACCAAAUGAGAGCACAGAGGGCGAGGACGGGAGCUACAUCUCCCAUCACCAGCAUGCUGGCCCCCUCUGUGAACUUGGGGGUGGGGAGUGCCCCUCGGGGAGCGGCGUGGAGUGCCCAAAGUGUGACACGGUCCUGGGCUCCUCGCGGUCGCUGGGUGGCCACAUGACUAUGAUGCAUUCUCGCAACUCAUGUAAGACACUCAAGUGUCCCAAGUGCAAUUGGCACUACAAGUACCAGCAGACGCUUGAGGCGCACAUGAAGGAGAAACAUCCUGAGCCAGGUGGCUCCUGUGUCUACUGCAAAAGUGGGCAGCCGCACCCACGGCUGGCACGGGGUGAGAGCUACACCUGUGGUUACAAGCCCUUCCGCUGCGAGGUCUGUAACUACUCCACUACUACCAAAGGCAACCUCAGUAUUCAUAUGCAGUCUGACAAGCAUCUCAACAACAUGCAAAACCUGCAGAACGGAGGGGGAGAGCAAGUCUUCAGCCACACCGCUGGGGCGGCAGCAGCGGCUGCAGCAGCCGCGGCCGCUGCAGCCGCCAACAUUGGUAGCACCUGUGGGGCCCCCUCCCCCACCAAACCAAAAACCAAACCCACGUGGCGGUGCGAGGUGUGCGACUAUGAGACCAACGUAGCUAGAAACCUUCGUAUUCACAUGACCAGUGAGAAGCACAUGCACAAUAUGAUGCUGCUUCAGCAAAAUAUGUCCCAAAUCCAACACAACCGGCACCUGGGCCUCGGCAGCCUGCCGUCCCCUGCCGAGGCCGAGCUCUACCAGUACUACCUGGCGCAGAACAUGAACCUUCCCAACCUGAAGAUGGAUAGCACUUCGUCAGAUGCACAGUUCAUGAUGGGUGGAUUCCAGCUUGAUCCCACCAACCCCAUGGCAACGAUGACUCCAUCUCUAGUGGGUGGAGAGAUCCCCCUGGACAUGCGGUUAGGCGGUGGACAGCUGGUGUCUGAGGAGCUAAUGAACUUGGGUGAGAGUUUCACACAAACAAAUGACCCAUCACUGAAGCUCUUCCAGUGUGCUGUGUGCAACAAGUUCACUACAGAUAAUUUGGACAUGCUGGGCCUCCACAUGAACGUGGAACGUAGCCUCCCUGAAGACGAGUGGAAGGCAGUGAUGGGAGACUCAUACCAGUGCAAGUUGUGCCGCUACAACACGCAGCUCAAGGCAAACUUCCAGCUCCACUGUAAGACGGACAAGCAUGUGCAGAAAUACCAGCUGGUGGCACAUAUCAAGGAGGGUGGGAAGGCCAACGAGUGGAGGCUGAAGUGUGUGGCCAUUGGGAAUCCAGUACAUCUGAAAUGCAAUGCUUGCGACUACUACACCAACAGUCUAGAGAAGCUGCGUCUUCACACGGUGAACUCGAGGCAUGAGGCCAGCCUGAAGCUCUAUAAGCACCUUCAGCAUCAUGAGAGCGGGGUUGAGGGUGAAAGCUGCUAUUAUCACUGUGUCCUCUGUAACUACUCCACCAAGGCCAAGCUGAACCUUAUCCAGCACGUACGCUCCAUGAAACACCAACGGAGUGAAAGCCUACGUAAGCUGCAACGCCUCCAGAAGGGUCUCCCUGAAGAAGAGGAAGACCUGGGACAGAUCUUCACCAUCCGCAAGUGUCCAGCUGCUGAUGCUGAAGAAGCCAUUGAAGAUGUGGAAGGGCCGAAUGAAACAGCCGUUGAUGCUGAAGAGCCUGCCAAGGAGCAAGAGAGCGGAGGAGACAAGGACCAGAGUAAAUGGACAGCACCAGCCAGCCAGGCAGAGAAGGAGCUGACGGAGCCUCCAGCAUCCUCUAAACGAAUAUCAUUUCCCAGCAGCUCUGAGUCGCCUCUCUCCUUUAAAUGGUCAAAAACUUCAGAGGAGACCAAAUCAGAGCAGAUGUACCAGUGUCCAUACUGCAAGUACAGUAACACCGAUGUGAAUCGGCUGCGGGUGCACGCCAUGACCCAGCACUCAGUGCAGCCCAUGCUCCGCUGCCCGCUCUGCCAGGACAUGCUGAACAACAAGAUCCAUCUGCAGCUGCACCUCACUCAUCUGCACAGUGUGUCCCCUGACUGCGUUGAGAAGCUCAUCAUGACGGUGACAACACCUGAGGUGAUGAUGCCCAGCAGCAUGUUUCUGCCAGCAGCCACUCCAGAGAAAGAUGGGAACUCCACCACCGAGGAGCUGGGGAAGCAGCCUGAGAUCUCUGAGGACUCAGGAAAGAGUCUCUUGCCAUCAGAAGGUGCAGAGCACAGCAGCGAUCCCAAACCUGUUGCAGCCGAUCAGAGCUCUGCCCGGGAUGACUCUGGUUUCCUCUGCUGGAAGAAGGGGUGCAACCAGGUGUUCAAGAGCUCAGCAGCCCUGCAGACACAUUUCAAUGAAGUUCAUGCAAAGCGGCCGCAGCUGCCAGUGUCUGAUCGCCACGUCUACAAGUACCGCUGCAACCAGUGCAGCCUGGCAUUCAAAACCAUCGAGAAGCUGCAGCUCCACUCGCAGUACCAUGUUAUCCGGGCGGCCACCAUGUGCUGCCUCUGCCAGCGCAGCUUCCGAACCUUCCAGGCCUUGAAGAAGCACUUGGAAACCAGCCAUCUGGAGCUGAGUGAGGCCGACAUUCAGCAGCUGUAUGGUGGUCUUUUGGUCAACGGGGACCUUCUUGCUAUGGGCGAUCCUUCACUUGCAGAAGACCACACUAUCAUAGUUGAGGAAGAUAAGGAGGAAGAGAGCGACUUGGAAGAUAAGCAGAGCCCAACAGGUAGUGAUUCGGGGUCGGUACAAGAGGACUCUGGCUCGGAACCAAAACGAGCCUUACCCUUCAGAAAGGGCCCUAACUUCACUAUGGAGAAAUUCCUAGAUCCAUCUCGCCCUUACAAAUGCACAGUCUGCAAGGAAUCUUUCACGCAAAAGAACAUUCUCCUGGUCCACUACAAUUCAGUUUCUCAUCUGCAUAAACUGAAAAGAGCUCUCCAAGAGUCUGCUACUGGGCAGCCCGAACCUACUAGCAGCCCAGACAACAAACCCUUUAAGUGUAACACCUGUAACGUGGCCUACAGCCAGAGCUCUACCUUGGAGAUCCACAUGAGGUCUGUCCUGCACCAAACCAAGGCUCGCGCCGCCAAGCUAGAGGCAGCUGGGGGCAGUGGCAGUAGUAACGGAGCUGGAAAUAGCAGCAGCAGCAGUCUCUCUUUGGGUUCAUCCACACCAAGCCCAGUGAGCACUAGCAACAAUAAUACUUUUACAACUACCAACACAAGUAAUUCGGGCACAACUCCCAUUCCCAGCCUGCUCAACCAGGUAUCCAGCGACAGCUUGGGAAUUGCUCCUAUAGGUAACCCUGUUAGCACUAAUAUCUCCUCCCCUUCUGAGCCCAAAGAGGUAAACCGAAAGAAGCUGGCAGACAUGAUUGCAUCCAGGCAGCAACAACAGCAGCAACAGCAGCAGCAGCAACAGCAGCAGCAGCAGCAGCAGCAGCAGCAACAACAAGCUCAGACCUUGGCACAGGCCCAGGCUCAAGUCCAGGCCCACCUGCAACAAGAACUGCAGCAACAAGCUGCUCUCCUGCAAUCUCAGCUAUUCAACCCAGCACUUUUGCCGCACUUUCCAAUGACCACUGAGACCCUUCUGCAGCUUCAACAACAGCAGCAUCUUUUGUUUCCUUUCUACAUCCCCAGUGCCGAGUUCCAGCUCAAUCCAGAAGUUAGCUUGCCUGUCACCAGUGGUGCUCUAACACUGACGGGCACAGGUCCGAGUUUGCUGGAGGACCUGAAGGCCCAAGUUCAGCUCCCUCAGCAGAGCCAUCCACAGCUCUUACAACAGCAGCAAGGUCAGCUGUCCCUGUCACAACCUCAUGUCCUUAUACAGCAGAGCCAGCACCCAGAGAAGAAGAAUAAAUCUGUAGUGAAGGAGAAAGAAAAAGAAACCCCACGGGAAAGGGAAAGUGCAGAGAGGGGAGACAAUAAUGCAGCAUCUAAGGAGUCUUUGCCUGAUAACUUAAAGCCCAAAGACAAGAAGGACUUUGUACCAGGCAGCAAUUCAGAGCCCUCCUUACUGCCUCCGCGUAUUGCAUCUGAUGCAAGAGGGAAUGCCACAAAAGCCUUGCUAGAAAAUUUUGGCUUUGAGCUUGUCAUUCAGUAUAAUGAAAACAAGCAGAAGGUGCAGAAGAAAAAUGGGAAGACAGAGCAAGGUGAGAACUUGGAAAAGCUAGAGUGUGAUACAUGUGGCAAGUUCUUUUCAAAUAUCCUCAUCCUGAAGAGCCACCAAGAGCAUGUUCACCAACAUUACUUUCCCUUUAAGCAGUUAGAGAGAUUUGCCAAACAGUACAGAGAACACUAUGACAAACUGUACCCGCUGCGGCCUCAGACCCCCGAGCCACCACCACCACCUCCACCACCCCCACCUCCACUCCCUCCGGCACCUCCUCAGCCAGCUUCUACUCCUACCAUUCCUACUUCUGCCCCACCAAUUACCUCUCCUACGAUUGCACCAGCCCAGCCAUCUGUGCCACUCACUCAGCUCUCCAUGCCAAUGGAGCUCCCCAUCUUUUCACCACUUAUGAUGCAAACCAUGCCACUACAAACAUUACCUGCUCAGCUGCCACCCCAGCUUGGUCCUGUAGACCCUCUGCCUGCCGACUUGGCCCAGUUAUACCAGCAUCAGCUCAACCCUAGCCUUCUCCAGCAACAGCAGAACAAGAGGCCACGGACACGAAUCACUGAUGACCAACUCAGAGUUCUUCGGCAGUAUUUUGAUAUCAACAAUUCCCCAAGUGAGGAACAGAUCAAAGAGAUGGCGGACAAAUCUGGGUUACCCCAGAAAGUGAUCAAGCACUGGUUUAGAAACACUCUUUUCAAAGAACGCCAGCGCAACAAGGAUUCCCCAUACAAUUUCAGUAAUCCUCCCAUUACCAGCCUGGAAGAGCUGAAGAUAGACUCACGGCCUCCUUCUCCAGAACCUCAAAAGCAGGAGUACUGGGGAAGCAAGCGAUCCUCCCGGACACGCUUUACUGACUACCAACUCAGAGUCCUGCAGGACUUCUUUGAUGCCAAUGCUUAUCCAAAGGAUGAUGAAUUUGAGCAGCUUUCUAACCUGCUGAACCUCCCAACACGUGUCAUAGUAGUGUGGUUCCAGAAUGCCCGUCAAAAAGCUAGGAAAAACUAUGAGAAUCAGGGAGAAGGCAAAGAUGGAGAACGGCGGGAGCUUACAAAUGAUAGAUACAUUAGAACAAGCAACUUGAACUACCAAUGCAAAAAGUGCAGUCUAGUCUUUCAGCGCAUUUUUGAUCUCAUUAAACACCAGAAAAAACUUUGUUACAAAGAUGAGGAUGAAGAUGGACAGGAUGAUAGCCAGAAUGAAGACUCUAUGGAUGCAAUGGAGCUCUUGACUCCAACCAGUUCCUCCUGCAGCACACCAAUGCCCUCACAAGCUUACAGCACACCUACAUCUUCAGCUAAUGCAACCUCCUCAGCUUUUCUGCAGCUCACAGCAGAGGCAGACGAUUCCUCCACCUAUAGCUCUAAAGUAGAAGCUACAGAUGAGAAACCAAAGCAGUCUGAACCUCCAAGUACACAGCAAAACCAAACUCAAGAGAAGCAAGUGCAACCAAAGCAAGAGUCUCAGCAGCAACAGGACCAAGGAGAACAAAAGACAAAUUCAGCACACCAAAAGAUUUCACAGUUAUCCUCCCCCUCUUCAUUACAACAGCCACCUCCCCCUCCUCAGCCCCCUCAGUGUUCUUUGUCACAGUCCAGCCCAAGUCCAUCUCAGCUGUCACAUCUCUCCCUCAAACCCAUUCACACAUCCACCCCUCAACAGCUGGCAAACCUACCUCCUCAGCUAAUCCCGUACCAGUGUGACCAGUGUAAGCUGGCAUUUCCUUCCUUUGAGCAUUGGCAGGAGCAUCAGCAGCUUCAUUUUCUGAGUGCACAAAACCAGUUUAUUCACCCCCCGUUCCUGGACAGAACGCUGGAUAUGCCCUUCAUGCUUUUUGAUCCCAGUAAUCCACUACUUGCGAGCCAGCUGCUAUCUGGGACAUUACCACAGAUUCCAGCAAGCUCCGCUACUUCUCCAUCAACUCCAACAUCCACAAUGAACACGCUGAAGAGAAAGCUGGAGGAAAAGGCCAGUGCAAGCCCUGGAGAAAAUGACAGUGGGACUGGAGGAGAAGAACCUCAAAGGGAUAAACGUCUAAGGACAACAAUUACCCCAGAGCAGCUGGAAAUUCUUUAUCAGAAAUACUUGCUUGACUCCAACCCAACACGGAAAAUGUUGGAUCACAUUGCACAUGAAGUGGGCUUGAAGAAACGUGUUGUGCAAGUUUGGUUUCAGAACACCCGUGCACGGGAAAGGAAGGGACAGUUCAGAGCUGUAGGGCCUGCCCAAGCCCAUAGACGUUGUCCAUUCUGCCGGGCUCUCUUUAAAGCAAAGACGGCUCUUGAAGCUCACAUCCGAUCCCGCCACUGGCAUGAGGCCAAGAGAGCCGGAUACAACUUGACGUUGUCUGCUAUGCUCUUAGAUUGCGAUGGGGGACUCCAGAUGAAGGGAGACAUCUUUGAUGGUGCAAGCUUUUCCCACAUGCCACCGACUAGUAGUGAUGGUCAGAGUGUUCCUCUCUCCCCAGUGAACAAGAGCAUGGAACUGUCACCUCGGACUCUGCUGAGUCCAUCCUCCAUCAAGGUGGAAGGGAUAGAAGACUUUGAGAGUCCCUCCAUGUCCUCGGUCAAUCUGAGCUUUGACCAGACAAAGCUGGACAAUGAUGACUGCUCUUCUGUCAACACUGCAAUCACAGACACUACAACAGGAGAUGAAGGGAAUGCAGACAAUGAUAGUGCAACAGGGAUUGCAACUGAAACCAAAUCUGCAUCAGGACCCAGUGAAGGUCUCACAAAAGCUGCCAUGAUAGCAAUGUCUGAAUAUGAAGAUCGUCUGUCUUCUGGCCUGGUCAGCCCAGCUCCCAGCUUUUACAGCAAAGAGUACGAUAAUGAAGGUACUGUGGACUAUAGUGAAACAUCCAGCCUUGCAGAUCCCUGCUCACCCAGCCCCGGUGCAAGUGGUUCAGCCAGCAAGUCUGGGGAGAGUGGGGAUCGGCCCGGACAGAAACGCUUUCGCACUCAGAUGACUAAUCUCCAGCUAAAAGUUCUUAAGUCGUGCUUUAAUGACUACAGGACACCUACCAUGUUGGAGUGUGAGGUCUUGGGCAAUGACAUUGGACUGCCAAAGAGAGUUGUUCAGGUCUGGUUCCAAAAUGCUCGGGCAAAGGAGAAGAAGUCCAAACUCAGCAUGGCCAAGCAUUUUGGUAUAAACCAAACAAGUUACGAGGGACCCAAAACAGAGUGCACUUUGUGUGGCAUCAAGUACAGCGCUCGACUGUCUGUACGUGACCAUAUCUUCUCUCAACAGCAUAUCUCCAAAGUUAAAGAAACCAUUGGAAGCCAGUUGGAUAAGGAAAAGGAGUAUUUUGACCCAGCUACUGUACGUCAGUUGAUGGCUCAGCAGGAGCUGGACCGGAUCAAAAAAGCCAAUGAGGUUCUUGGUCUGGCAGCUCAACAGCAGGGCAUGUUUGAUAACACCCCUCUGCAAGCUCUUAACCUUCCUGCUGCGUACCCAGCACUACAGGGCAUCCCUCCAGUCUUGCUCCCAGGCCUCAACAGCCCAUCCUUACCAGGCUUCACUCCAUCCAACACAGCUUUAACUUCUCCCAAACCCAACCUGAUGGGCCUACCCAGCACAAGCGUCCCUUCACCCGGACUCCCCACCUCUGGAUUACCAAAUAAGCAGCCCCCGGCCGCUCUGAGCUCGCCCACUCCGGCACAAGCCACGGCGGCCGUGGCCCCGCAGCAGCCGCUGGCAACAACCCCACAGCCGCAGCAGCAGCAGCCGCCCCCGCCGCAGCGCAAGGAGAAGGAGAGCGAGAAGGCAAAAGAGAAGGAAAAGGCACCCAAGGGGAAGGGGGACCCCCUGCCAGGGCCCAAGAAGGAGAAGGGGGAGGCGCCGGCAGGUGCCCUCUCGGCCCCGCUGCCUGCCAUGGAGUAUGCGGUGGAGCCUGCCCAGCUGCAGGCACUGCAGGCCGCCCUGAAUUCGGACCCCACCACCUUGCUGACGAGCCAGUUCCUGCCCUACUUCGUCCCCGGGUUUUCCCCCUACUACGCCCCGCAGAUCCCUGGCGCCCUGCAGAGCGGGUACCUGCAGCCCAUGUACGGGAUGGAGGGGCUCUUCCCCUACAGCCCUGCACUGUCACAGGCGCUGCUGGGGCUGUCCCCCGGCUCCCUGCUGCAGCAGUACCAGCAAUACCAGCAGAGUCUGCAGGAGGCAUUGCAGCAGCAGCAGCGGCAAGCGCAGCAGCAGCAGCAGCAGCAGCAGCAGCAGCAGCAGCAGCAGAAAGCGCUGCAGCCCAAAGGAAGCCAAACCCCCGUACCCACGGGGGCUGCCACCCCGGACAAAGACCCUGCCAAAGAACCCCCCAAGCAAGAAGAGCAGAAGAAUGCACCCCGUGAGGUGUCCCCCCUCCUGCCCAAACCCCCAGAAGAGCCCGAAGCGGAAGGCAAGGGCGCGGACUCCCUCUGCGACCCCUUCAUCGUCCCGAAGGUGCAGUACAAGCUGGUCUGCCGCAAGUGCCAGGCGGGCUUCGGCGACCAGGAGGCGGCCAGCGACCACCUGAAGUCCCUCUGCUUCUUCGGCCAGUCCAUGGCGAACCUGCAAGAGAUGGUGCUUCACGUGCCCACCGGCAGCGGCCAGGGCAGCGGCUCGUACCAGUGCGUGGCGUGCGAGAGCACGGUGUGUGGGGACGAAGCCCUCAGUCAGCAUCUCGAGUCAGCCCCGCACAAACACCGAACAAUCACAAGAGCAGCAAGAAACGCCAAAGAGCACCCCAGUCUAUUACCUCACUCUGCCUGCCCCCCCGACCCCAGCACCGCAUCUACCUCGCAGUCGGCCGCUCACUCAAACGACAGCCCCCCGCCCCCCCGGCCUCCCCCGGCUUCCCCCCACGCCUCCAGAAAGCCCUGGCCCCCGGCAGCCCCCCGCGCCCCGCCGGGGAAGCCGCCGCCGCCGCCUUUCCCUCCUCUCUCCUCAUCUUCAACGGUUACCUCAAGUUCAUGCAGCACCUCAGGGGUUCAGCCCUCGAUGCCAACAGACGACUAUUCGGAGGAGUCUGACACGGAUCUUAGCCAAAAGUCAGAUGGACCGGCGAGCCCGGCGGAGGGGCCCCGGGACCCCGGCUGCCCUAAGGACAGUGGUCUAGCUAGCGUAGGAAUGGACACCUUCAGAUUGUAA
Messenger RNA from Oxyura jamaicensis (ruddy duck), 12751 nucleotides. RefSeq names its product zinc finger homeobox 3 (gene ZFHX3). The transcript is spliced from 10 exons. The coding region runs from base 1700 to 12751 and encodes 3683 amino acids. Gene Ontology annotation, molecular function: zinc ion binding; RNA polymerase II cis-regulatory region sequence-specific DNA binding; DNA-binding transcription factor activity, RNA polymerase II-specific. Gene Ontology annotation, cellular component: nucleus. The record is from RefSeq and is a predicted model, not a curated record. Gene Ontology annotation, biological process: regulation of transcription by RNA polymerase II; brain development; regulation of neuron differentiation. NCBI's taxonomy places the organism in Eukaryota, Metazoa, Chordata, Aves, Anseriformes, Anatidae.